AUGAAGAGGAUACGACCGGGAAGAUGGUCGGGUCAGUUGCUCAGCGCUGCCCGGCCAUCGUCAUGGGGUUUGCCUAUCAAUAGCUUCGCAAGCGCCACAACCACCUCCACGUCUCAAACAUGCAGACACCUGCAGCAGUUUCCUCAAGCUCGCCUACAGUCAACUGUCGCCAGCCCUCAACAGAUCACCGAAGACACCCCCGUCUAUCACCAAUACCCAUCACCGCCUCCCUCCCGAGCACGCGAUUCUGCCAAGCUCGGUGCCCUCCACGCACGCUUGGCUUUGUCGGAGAAGGUCCCCCUAGAAACUGUAGCCCGGACUCUUAUCGACCGCUCCGCCGACAAGGAUAUUCGUUUCAACAAUUACAGCCUCUCGAAGCUCGGCGCCCAGCUCAUCGAGUACCAUGUGAAUGAGUGGCUGAUAUGCCGGUAUCCCAGGCUUCCGUAUAGUGUGCUUUUGGCCGCGCGCGACGGUUAUGCUGGCGAGCUGUCUUUGGCUGACAUCUCCAAGUCGUGGGGUGUCGAGUCGGCUGCCGAACCUGGUGGUGAGGUUGACCCGGGUCUUUUGCAGUUUUCUGUCUGGUACCCAAAGCCGAAGCUGGACGACCCUGAGCACAACAGGAUCCAGCAGAUAUUAAAGAACAACUUCAGGCUACUGAUGAAGGGCCAGGUGGCUUCGGCUACCGAUCCAAGUGAAGUGGGCCCUGCCAUGGGUAUUGAAGCCAGUAAACCACAGCAACCCGAGACCAUCUCGCUGUUGCCCUCAAAAGGCGUGGACAAGAUCCGUAUCGCCCGCGAAGCGCACUCGAACUUUGUGCGGGCCCUCGUAGGCGCUGUGUACGCCCACUGUGGGCGCGAGGCGGCCAAGUUGUUCAUCAACGCGCACAUCCUCUCACGCCAUCUCGACCUUGCGACUCUCUUCUCCUUCAAGCGCCCAACCAUGGAACUCGCCCGCCUCUGCGCUCGCGAGGACUUUGAAGAGCCCACUGCACGCAUCCUCUCCGAGACGGGCCGUCACUCGCGCACCCCCGUCUUUGUUGUUGGCAUAUUCAGCGGCAACGACAAGCUUGGCGAGGGCUCUGGCGCGAACCUCCAGGCUGCUCGUGCCAACGCUGCCAUGAACGCGCUCAAGGCUUGGUACCUCUAUAGCCCCGGACCAGACGUCCGUGUGCCGAGCGACAUGCUGGUUGAGGGUGCCAAGCCAUGGACGCCAGCCUACGUCGACAUUGGAGAGAUAAUCUGA
Molecule: messenger RNA, 1242 nt
Organism: Pyricularia pennisetigena
Lineage: Eukaryota; Fungi; Ascomycota; Sordariomycetes; Magnaporthales; Pyriculariaceae
Exons: 1
Coding region: 1-1242 (413 amino acids)
Biological process (GO): primary miRNA processing; regulation of gene expression; rRNA processing
Cellular component (GO): nucleus
Molecular function (GO): double-stranded RNA binding; ribonuclease III activity
Source: RefSeq, a predicted model, not a curated record